Messenger RNA from Pteropus alecto (black flying fox), 1620 nucleotides. It is a transcript of the gene TMEM119, whose product is annotated as transmembrane protein 119. The coding region runs from base 86 to 931 and encodes 281 amino acids. Gene Ontology annotation, cellular component: plasma membrane. NCBI's taxonomy places the organism in Eukaryota, Metazoa, Chordata, Mammalia, Chiroptera, Pteropodidae. Gene Ontology annotation, biological process: ossification; positive regulation of osteoblast proliferation; positive regulation of bone mineralization. The transcript is spliced from 2 exons. The record is from RefSeq and is a predicted model, not a curated record.
AGAGCGCGCCGGGCACCACACCGACUCUCUCUCGCUCCACCUGGCGGGAGCACCAGGCCUGUGUACGUGCAGAGGGACUGGCAGCAUGAUUUCUGCAGCGGCUCCCAGCCUCAUCGUGUCUCUGCUGCUGCUCUCGAGGGCCCUGCCCAUGGUCGCCCACUCUGUGCCCCUGCAGGCCGCCCCUCUGGAGGACAUGGGGGGCAGUGGGGAAGCCGAGGACUCAUCGGCCUCCUCCCCGAGCCUCCCGCCACCUGGGACCCCUGCCCUCAGCCCCACGUCGGUGGGGCCCCAGCCCACGCUCCUGGCGGGCCCCAAGCCCCCCACCAACUUCCUGGACGGCAUCGUGGACUUCUUCCGCCAGUACGUGAUGCUCAUCGCUGUGGUGGGCUCCCUGGUGUUUCUGCUCAUGUUCAUCGUGUGCGCCGCCCUCAUCACCCGCCAGAAGCACAAGGCCUCGGCCUACUAUCCGUCAUCCUUCCCCAAGAAGAAGUACGUGGACCAGAAUGACCGGGCUGGGGGUCCCCAGGCCUUCAGCGAGGUCCCCGACAAGGAUCCCGAUGGCCGGCCCGAGGAGGCCCUGGACUCCUCCCAGCAGCUGCAGGCUGACAUCCUCGCCGCCACGCAGAAUCUCAAGUCUCCCGCCAGGGUGGCCUCGAGCAGUGGCAACGGAGCCAGGGUGACGGAGGGCAAGUCGGAAGAAGAGGAGAAGGGAAGCCAGGAGGCGGACCGGGAGGCAGAGGGCCGUGGGGUCUCGGUGGAGAGAGCGGAGGUUGCGGAGGACCCGUGCUUGGCGGUGGUGGAGGGGGCUGUGGGGGCUGGCGAAGGCCCAGGGGAGCCAGAAGCAGCUCCCUCAUUAUCCCAGGAAGCUGAAGGUCCAGCUGGCCCCCCCGAAAGCCCCUGUGCUUGUGGCAGUAUCAGCCCCAGCGUCUAACAGGCCUCCAGGGCUGUGGCCCUGACUGUUGGAUACCCAGUGGUCCCUUCCCUGGGCAUAGAAAGGCCCCUGGCCCUUAAGGCUCCCUGAUGCCCCCUCCUCAACCACCCGCAGCUGCAGAUCCCAUCGUGUCCUGAUCCUACAGUGGGCAGAGAUACUGGUCUCUGGCCCACCCCAGGAAUCUCACCAAGUUCUAGAACAUUUGCUCCCGCAGCCCCAAAGGGCGGCAUUUCAGAGCACAGCUCCUCUGGGCAGGCGGGGCUGGCGACGUAUCCCCAUUAUAGCCACGUCGAUUGGGAAACACUUCUCAGGUCCCUCGUGACAGUGCCAUCGUGCGCGCUUCUCCAUCGAGGUAGAAAAGAAAAACAGAAUAAGGAGGGAUUUGGGGAGAGGUUGAAUGAGAGGUGCAGAAGCACCUGGGGUUGGUGUGGUUAGAGCUGCCACUGGAAGGGGCCUGGUUAAUCAGGACGUUUCUGUGAGAGGCCCUUGCAUGUGGUCACAACAGGUCCUUAAAUGAGCAUUUCCCAAACUGGGUUCCCUAAGGUACUCUGUCAAAAAAGAUUUUGGAGUCCAGUGAGUUGAAGAAACAUUCCUUUUGAUUCCCCGUGACUCCCUUAGAGCAGCCCGGGACUCAGACAAGUGCUAUAGUAAAGGCCCCCCCCAUUUCACUUAGCCUUUCUCGAACUCCU